AUGUCGUCAUGGCCAAGUUCGCCUGCAGUGGCUCCCAAAUUCAGCACAUACGUUGAAGCUGGAAGCAAUGUAAAAGGACUCAAUUCACCAACUUUUCAUCCAGGAUCAGUUGAACCAUAUUUGGCACCAAAUACUUAUCGUCUAUACAGUAUGCGUUUCUGUCCCUAUGCCGAACGAAUGGUGAUCUAUGUGGCAAAGAAAGAAUAUACCACUGUUUAUUUCAGAAUUGAAAUAGUGAACGUUAACCCGGAUAAAGGACCGAACUGGUAUCUCGCUAAGUCACCUCUUGGAAGUGUUCCUGCGUUGGAAAUCAACGGGAAGGUUAUAUGGGAAUCGAAAGUACUCGCUGAAUACCUUGAUGAAGUGUUCCCAUCGUCAUCGAUACUUCCUCGCGAUCCAUUUGAAAAAGCUAAACAGAAGGUCAUGGCCGAACGCCUCUCCCCGCUGAUGAACGUUCUUUUCGAGUUGUUCAACUCGAACACCCCAGAUGCCCAGAGGAAAACAGACAACUCAUUGCAUUCAGCCCUUCGUGGAGCCGAGGCUUUGCUUACUGACAGCUUCUACGGAGGUGAGAAAACACUCUUUGGGUCAAUCCGAUUCAAGUAUGGCAUA
Messenger RNA from Cooperia oncophora, 612 nucleotides. NCBI's taxonomy places the organism in Eukaryota, Metazoa, Nematoda, Chromadorea, Rhabditida, Trichostrongylidae. The record is from the annotation of a GenBank genome assembly.